AUGGACGACGACAAUCCGUUCAUGAGGACGUUCGUGCCUCAGCUGCCUGGCUCGGCCUUGCAUCAGCAACUGCAACUGCAGCAGCAAAGGGGAUAUCGAUUUGCCCAUUCAUCAUCAAAGGUAGAAGAAUUCCGAGCCAGUGCAGUUUACUCUCAAAGCCAAACCAAGUCCUAUCUCUGCUCCCGCAGCGCGACCGCUCCACCUCACCCAUAUCCUCCACAUCAAGCUCCACCUCCCCAUCCCGAGCUCCAUCCGAAGCACCUCUCGAAGACCCUUUGGACUGGGGCGGAGACGUCACGUUGGACCGAGAACGCAGUCAUGCGGAUGACCCGGAAGGCGGUGAUACGGCGACGUUCAGCGCAUUGCAAGAGCAUAAUGUCGGAAUGAAGAUGUUGCUUAGAUUAGGGUGGACCAAGGGGAAAGGACUGGGCAAGGAAGGGCAAGGUAGAUGAUAUCUCGCUGCGACGACCAUCUCCAGCAACAAAAGCUGAUGCUGACACGCUUCCUCUUGCCCCCCACCUCCCACGCAACAGGCCGCCUCGUCCCCAUCGACCCCACCGCAACCGGCAACCUCCUCGGCAUCGGCAAAGCCGCCCUCGACACGCGCAUGCUCGAAGCCUCCUCCAACCUUUCCUCUCGACCACGGGAACUCGAAUCCCAAAGGAUCGCAAAAGAGACGCCCGAUCAAAGGGAAGCCAGAUUGGUCAGUCUUCGGAACCGCAGCACCGCAGGCGCAUAGUACAUGGGCUGAUGGCGAUGCGUGAGCGUCGAACAUGCACAGGCCAAAGCCAAGUUUGAAGAAAAAGUCAAGAACGAGGUUGCAGAGACGUUGAGGAAAUUCAACUGCGAUAUUUGCAACAAAUCGUACGUACUCACAGCGUGAUCUAAAAGACCCUUCUCAGAAGAUGUGACUAAACCGGUAUCCCCGUCCGUCGCUUUGCUCAGCUACACAACGGUCGGCCAGUAUGACGAACACACCAACUCGUAUGACCAUCAUCACCGUGCUCGAGCCGUCGCGACCAAGCAGAUGCAACUCGAUCGAGCCAAGGCGAAUGGUGAAGCCGACAAGAGGAGGGAAAAGGAGCGCAAGAGAGAGGAGAAGGAGAUGAGGAAAUUGAUGGAGAAAGCAGGGGUCAAGGUACCACUUGCUAAUGUAGUCCAUGUGACUGCAACGGCACCUGUUGUGGUCGAAGCGAAGAAGGUGGAGGAGGUGAAAAAGAGUGGGGCUGGCGGAUGGGCUAAGUUCGGAGGAGGUCGCUUCGCUCCCGUUGGACCGAGUUCAUCAUCUUUAGUCACAUCGACAUCAACACCCACGUCUUCAUCUUUCAAACCUGUUGGUGGCUUCGCGCCGAUCGCAUCAACAUCAAUGGCAACAUCCUCCCCCAAACCAGAACGAUACGAUUCAUCCCUCGCGCCUAAAGCCAGCGGAUGGUCAAGCAUCGCUCCCUCCACAGCACCGACAAGUUCUCACAACGCUCAUGUCCCUGCUAAAAGUGCACGCAUCACUGCGCCCCCUCGUUUCCGAGCAGGGGGCACGAUCGAACCUUCGCCGGUGUUCGACGCGGCCGCACCGAUGACCACGGCGCCUCGCCCGCCUCGAGAUCUACCGCCACCACCUCCUCCGCCGCCGUCGGUGCCUUUAGGCCGACCCCUUCCGCCAUCCGUAGCACCCCCUCCACCCCCAUCACCUCCGCCGAACGCGAUAACCACGACAGUAUCGAAACCCCGAUGGAACGUCCUCCCCUCUUCAGCCCCACCUCGAAUGCCAGCUUACGACGCCCCGCCCCCACCACCUCCACCACCCUCCAAUCCUCCUACCAAUCCAGGAUCUAGGUCCCCGUUCCAAACUUCCCCUUGUUCAACGUCCGCCCCCAGCUCAAGCUUUGGUGGAGGCUUCAAACCUGCUGAUAUGGCAUCUUCAUCAUCAGCUGCCCCACCUUCGAAUCGCGGAGGUUUCGGCUCGGGCCCGCAAAGGAGUUUCAAGGCGAGUUUCAAGCCGAUCCCGAAGCGUUGA
Molecule: messenger RNA, 2014 nt
Organism: Microbotryum saponariae
Lineage: Eukaryota; Fungi; Basidiomycota; Microbotryomycetes; Microbotryales; Microbotryaceae
Source: the annotation of a GenBank genome assembly